AUGCCUCCUUCCAAGCGAGCUGGCCAAAAUUUGGCAAGAGUUCUAGGCAUAAAGCUCGAAGACCCAGAUGUCGACAACGUAACUAGGGGAGAGUCGGUGUUUUCAACCCAAACAGCAGACAGUUUCGUUGAGCAACCGCCUACGAGCAGGGAAUGGCUGGCAGAUAUCACGCCAUCUAGACGGGAUGUAGCUACUUACUUCACGUCACUAUUCCCUUUUCUGUCAUGGAUCAGAUUCUAUAAUCUACAAUGGUUUCUUGGCGAUCUUGUCGCAGGUAUCACUAUCGGCGCUGUUGUCGUGCCGCAGGGUAUGGCCUAUGCCAAGCUAGCUAACCUACCCGUCGAAUUUGGCUUAUACUCAUCAUUUAUGGGAGUCUUGGUCUACUGGGUUUUCGCAACAUCGAAAGAUAUUACCAUCGGACCCGUAGCUGUUGUAUCCUCUGUUACAGGUACUGUGGUUGCGAAUGCCUCUAAAAAGCUCCCGCAAUAUGCGGAUACGCCUUGGGUUAUUGCGAGCGCACUCGCUCUCGUAUCUGGAGCUAUCGUCCUGUUCAUCGGUUUGAUUCGGUGUGGAUGGAUUGUUGAAUUAAUACCCUUGGUAUCCCUUGCUGCUUUCAUGACUGGGUCCGCGAUCAACAUCGCUGCUGGUCAAGUCCCUACUUUGAUGGGUAUCACUGGAUUCUCUACAAGGGACUCGACCUACCUGGUGAUCAUCAACUCCUUGAAAAAUCUUGGCAAGACGGAUUUAAACGCAGCCAUGGGCUUGACAGCACUCACGAUGCUCUACCUAAUUCGGUUCUCGUGCGCCUGGGCCGCAAAGAAGUUCCCGAACCACCACAAGCUAUUCUUCUUCCUUUCGACUUUGAGAGCCGUUUUCGUCAUCUUGCUAUAUACUAUGAUUAGUUGGUUGGUUAACAUGCACCGUCGUGACCACCCGGCGUUUGCCAUUCUUCAGACUAUCCCAAGCGGCUUCCAGCAUGCCGCCGUUCCGACUAUAAAUUCCGAGAUAGUCAGCUCGUUUAUAGGCGAAUUGCCUGCAACGGUCAUCGUUUUACUCAUUGAGCACAUCGCCAUCUCGAAGUCCUUUGGUCGCGUCAAUAACUAUACAAUCAACCCAUCGCAGGAGAUGGUCGCUAUCGGCGUAACUAAUGUCCUUUCACCCUUCCUCGGAGGUUAUCCAUCCACAGGCUCGUUUAGUCGCACUGCUAUUAAGUCUAAGGCGGGUGUCCGAACCCCUUUUGCUGGUGUUAUUACUGCGGCUAUAGUACUUCUUGCUAUCUAUGCGCUGACCGCAGUGUUCUUUUACAUCCCAUCCGCCGCUCUCGCAGCUGUCAUCAUCCAUGCCGUCGGGGACCUUAUCACACCGCCAAACACACUUUAUAAGUUCUGGAGAGUCUCGCCCCUUGAAGUUAUCAUAUUCUUUGUCGGCGUUUUCGUUACAAUUUUCAGUACGAUCGAGGACGGGAUCUACGCUACGAUAUGCAUCUCAUUUGCUGUGUUCAUGUUCCGAGUCCUGAAGUCACGCGGGAGAUUCCUUGGCAGGGUGCAGGUACACUCAGUACUUGGCGAUCACCUUAUUGGUAACGACAGCAACAUUAUGGGCCAAUACGGGACCUUCGACGUAUCUGAUUCUAGCUUAUCCCCACCUACCCGUAACGUCUUCCUCCCAAUCGAUCAUGGAGACGGAUCCAACCCAGAAGUCGAGGUCGCCAGUCCAUAUCCCGGCAUAUUCAUCUACCGCUUCUCUGAGGGGUUUAAUUAUCCCAGCGCCAGUCACACUUUGGACUACCUCGUAGGCCACAUCUUCGCCAACACGCGUCGCACCAGAACCGACACGUUCGCACGCCUUGGAGAUCGGCCGUGGAACGAUCCCGGCCCGAAGAAAGGCGAAAAAGAGAAUACAUCGCUGCCAACGCUGAGAGCCAUUAUCCUGGACCUCAGCUCGGUCCACAACGUGGACGUGACCUCGGUGCAGCAGCUGAUCGACGUCCGCAACCAGCUGGACCGGUACACGACGCCGGACAUGGUGGACUGGCACUUUGCGUGCAUGAACAGCCGCUGGACGAAGCGCGCCCUCGUCUCCGCCGGCUUCGGGUACCCCACCCAGCGCCCCGACGGCCUGCACUCGCGCUGGAAGUCCAUCUUUAGCGUCGCCGAGAUCGGGGGCGCGGACUCCGCCGCCGCCGUCGCGGAACAGGAGGCGUACGAGAAGGAGGCGACGCAGCGCCGCCUGUCGCUCAGCAACAGCAACAACAAGUUCGAGGAUGACCCCGCUGCCAUGUCAACGCCCGGCCCGAGCACGGCGUCUAGUAUUACGCAGCAGACGCCGGCAGCGGGAGCAGGGUCAAAGGCGCCUGAUUUCACGCGCACGGGCGAGGCGAGUCGACGCGUUGCGGUGCAUGGACUCAAUCGCCCCCUGUUCCACGUCGAUCUUACGAGCGCGUUGCAGAGCGCGAUCGCGAAUGUGAGGACGAGAGAGGAGAUUGAGGCUGCUGGGGGGCCGGAUAUUGGGGUCGAGGUUUGA
Messenger RNA from Hypoxylon fragiforme, 2523 nucleotides. RefSeq names its product putative sulfate permease. The transcript is spliced from 4 exons. Gene Ontology annotation, cellular component: membrane. Bases 1 to 2523 code for a protein of 840 amino acids. Lineage: Eukaryota; Fungi; Ascomycota; Sordariomycetes; Xylariales; Hypoxylaceae. Gene Ontology annotation, biological process: transmembrane transport. The record is from RefSeq and is a predicted model, not a curated record. Gene Ontology annotation, molecular function: secondary active sulfate transmembrane transporter activity.